Molecule: messenger RNA, 650 nt
Organism: Magnolia sinica
Lineage: Eukaryota; Viridiplantae; Streptophyta; Magnoliopsida; Magnoliales; Magnoliaceae
Exons: 2
Coding region: 290-616 (108 amino acids)
Source: RefSeq, a predicted model, not a curated record
CCCGGUUCUACCGACACGUUGCUCACCGCAUGGGAAGUCCGUAAAAUCUCUGGCAGAGCCUUCCUCUCGUGCUGCAAAGAUCAAAUGGACUGGAACUAUGGAUCAAGUUUUGUUCGACACCUUGAUUGAGCAAAUCGCGCUAGGUAAAAAGGCAGAUAAUGGCUUCAAACGAGAAGCAUAUUAAGCGGCAGCCGACGAGGUACAUAAACGUACACAGAUUAUUGUCACCUGGCAAAAUAUACAGAAUAGAUUGAGGUAUCACAAGAGGGAGUACAGUGAUAUAAAGGACAUGCUAGCUGCGAGCGGUUUUGGUUGGGACUGCGAGCGGAUGGUGGUGACGGCCCCAGACGAGGUUUGGGAGGAGUAUUUAAAGUCUCAUCCGCGAGCUGAGAGGUUGCAAGGCAAGCGAAUUGAACGGAUGGAUGAUUUAUCGGUGAUUGUCAAGUCUGACCAGGCUACGGGCAGAUAUGCGCAAGGAAGUAGGAACAUUACAGCAUCCUGUUCUCGUGUUUAUCGAGACCUCAAUGAUUCGUGGAGAGGGCUGGACGAUGACACAGAUGCUACCGUGGACCUUUCUGAGGAAAACCUCUCUGAAUCACCUGGCAUAUAUGGCUAAUCAACGGACAGUCAAACAAGGAAAAAUAGGCCGU